GCGUCGACAGACGAGAUUGAAAACGACUCGCAGAAGAAGCCUCGCUUCGUCCAACCCACCCAUCUUCCGUCGCCAGUCACGCGCAAAGCCUCCAACUCAACUGAAGGCCAAUUGUCGGCCUCGAACGGCGCCUCACAACUAUCUGAGAAGCCCGAAUCUUCUCCUCCCUUUGCCGCCGGCCUGCACUCGCCCCCUUCCGACACUCAACCCUACAGCCAGUUCUUGCCGCCACCACCCAUCAGCUACGAGGUUGAAGAUGAGGAAGCUGAAGGAGUGUGGGGUUAUCUCGUACCGCUCGAUGGAGUUUCGGAACCUCUAGUCUUGAGACGUCGAGCAGCAUGCCCUGUACCCCAAUCCAAAGUUGGUCGCACCGACGGCAAAAGCACAGUGUCGCGCGAUGAGUAUCUUAAUCAAGAAGAGUCAUACGAGCAGGAGAAGGCAGAAAAAGGUGUUCCUGCUGGUGGUUAUCUGAUAGGCAGGCAUCCCGAAUGCGAUCGUAUCAUCAAGACGCCUACUGUCAGCAAUCGCCAUUGUCUGCUGUUCUGUGAAAACAAAGAUGGCGACCAGAUUGCUGUCGUCGAGGACCUUUCAGGCAACGGCACGUACGUCAACAAUGCUAUUGUGGGUCGGAACAAGCGUCGUGACCUCUAUGACGGCGAUGAACUGUCUAUUCUAGACGUGGCUCGCUUUAUCUUCCGAUACCCUAGCAUACGCGACACCAAUGGUUUCCGUCAACAAUACUCGAUCCAAGGACAACUCGGAAAAGGCCACUUUGCAACAGUCUACCUAUGUACCGAAAAGUGCACUGGUGCUCGCUUUGCCGUCAAAAAGUUCGAAAAGCGUCGCACAACCACCAAUUCACAGGCUGCCGAGGAGAGGAGCAGGGUCGAUGGCCUUCAACAAGAAAUUGGUGUUCUAAUGGGAGUCUCGCACCCUAACGUACUCUGUCUCAAGGACACAUUCGAUGAGAGCGACGGCGUUUACCUGAUUCUCGAGCUUGCGCCUGAAGGCGAACUCUUCAACUGGAUUGUGGCAAAACACAAGCUGAGUGAGGCUGAAACAAGAAAGAUCUUUGUUCAGCUUUUCCAAGGCAUCAANCACGAACGCAACAUUGUUCACCGCGAUAUCAAACCUGAAAACAUCCUUCUCAUCGACCGUGAUCUGAACAUCAAGAUUGCCGACUUUGGACUUGCCAAGAUUAUUGGAGAAGAGUCAUUCACAUCCACUCUUUGCGGUACACCAUCGUAUGUUGCACCCGAGAUUCUAGAGCAAGGCAACCGUCGCAGGUAUACACGGGCUGUUGAUGUAUGGUCACUGGGUGUUGUCUUAUACAUCUGCCUGUGCGGGUUCCCACCAUUCAGUGAUGAGCUUUACUCCCCAGAGAACCCAUACACGCUUAGCCAGCAAAUCAGGAUGGGUCGGUUCGAUUACCCUAGCCCCUACUGGGACAGCGUUGGUGACCCAGCACUCGACCUGAUUGACAAGAUGCUCACAGUCGAUGUUGGCAANAGAAUCACGAUAGAUGAAUGUCUCGAGCACCCAUGGACCACAGGACGCGCAGAUGGACAAAUGAGCUUUGGAGCAAGCAUGGAGAGCACAGAUGGCUUGACAGGAGCAAUGGGCAAGUUGGAUUUCUCUAAGCGAAAGCCAGUCCGCGAAAGGACAUUGCUGAGCUCCAUCAACGACGCGACUUUCUUCAAGACACAGGCUACCGAAAAGGACGACCGAGACAUCAAAAUCUGGGAACAGAACAAGGACCAAGCCAAGAAGACGAAUGUCAAAGAGGCGGCUCCGGCGCAUGAGAGAAACCCAGAUGAGUUUGUCAAGAUGGGAGGCAAAGGAGAUGAAACGCUUUACGGAGAGGAAGAAGGGCAGCACGGAAGGUCAGAUUUCCGGGGAUCGAACCAUAAUUUUACUCGGAGUAGGGACAACAAUAAUACAGAGUUCACGACGCCUUCCACGGCGACUUGUUCCUCUUCCUUGCACCUCGGUCAACGAACAAUGGGACUUCUGGCCACUGUUACCGACGCCGUUGCGGCAAACUUGGGCGACAAGCCUCUCUGGCUCGCCGUCUCGAUUGUUGGCGGCGCGGCUUUCGUUCUCGCCAUCGUCCUCAAUGUUCUCUCGCAACUGCUGCCCGUCCGUCGCAAGGGCUCCGAGCCGCCACUCGUCUUCCACUGGGUUCCCUUCAUUGGCAGCACCAUCACCUACGGCAUUGACCCCUACAAGUUCUUNUUCAAGUGCCGCGAACAGUACGGCGAUGUCUUCACCUUCAUCUUGCUCGGCAAGAAGACCACUGUCUACCUAGGUACCAAGGGUAACGACUUCAUCCUCAACGGCAAGCUCAAGGAUGUCAACGUCGAGGAAAUCUACAGNCCCCUGACCACUCCCGUCUUCGGUUCCGAUGUCGUCUACGAUUGCCCCAACUCCAAACUCAUGGAGCAGAAGAAGUUCGUCAAGUUUGGUUUGACCACCGAGGCUCUUCGCUCUUACGUUUCCGUCAUCACCGCCGAAACAGAGGACUUUUUAGCAAACUCCAACUGGUUCAAAGGCGAUGCCGGUGAACUCAACGUUCCCAAGGCCAUGGCUGAGUUGACAAUCUACACCGCCAGUCGUUCGCUCCAGGGCAAGGAAGUCCGCGCAAAGUUCGACAGCACCUUCGCCGAUCUAUACCAUGAUCUUGACAUGGGCUUCACUCCAAUCAACUUCAUGCUUCCCUGGGCUCCUCUGCCUCAGAAUCGCAAGCGCGACGCUGCUCAGCGCAAGAUGACCGAGACUUACAUGGAAAUCAUCAAGGCUAGGCGUGAUAGUGGCAAGACAAAGCCCGAGGACGGCGAGACAGACAUGAUUUGGAACCUGAUGAACUGCGAAUACAAGACUGGCCAGAUGAUUCCCGAUAAGGAAAUUGCUCACAUGAUGAUUGCUCUGCUCAUGGCUGGUCAACACAGUUCUUCUGCCUCCAUCUCUUGGAUUCUGCUUCGCCUGGCCUCUCGCCCUGACAUUGUUGAGGAGUUGCUUGCCGAACAGAAGGCUGUUCUUGGUGCCGACCUGCCCGAUUUGACCUUCGAAGAUCUCUCUCGUCUGCCUCUCCACUCUCAGGUCGUCAAGGAGACUCUGCGUCUUCACAGCCCUAUCCACAGUAUCAUGCGCGCUGUCAAGUCGCCUAUGCCUGUCGAGGGUACUCCCUACGUCAUCCCCACCACUCAUGUUCUGCUCGCCGCCCCUGGUGUCACAUCCAAGAUCUCCGAGUACUUUCCGGAGCCCAAUCUUUGGGAGCCGCAUCGCUGGGAUGCUGAGGCUACGGGCAAAUACUCAGAUCUCAAGCCUGUCAUUGCUACGAACGCCGACGACGACGAAAAGACUGACUAUGGUUACGGUUUGGUAUCCAAGGGUACCAGCUCGCCAUAUCUUCCUUUCGGUGCUGGUAGACAUCGUUGCAUCGGUGAGCAGUUCGCUUAUGUGCAGCUGCAAACCAUCCUUGUGACCAUGGUUCGAUCUUUCAAAUUCCGCAAUCUUAAUGGUCGCGAAGGUGUUGUUGACACUGACUAUUCGGUAUGUCUUGAUCCGCUGUUUACUCCCUCUGUGAUCCUAUAC
Aureobasidium musti is the source of this 3594-nucleotide messenger RNA. The record is from the annotation of a GenBank genome assembly. NCBI's taxonomy places the organism in Eukaryota, Fungi, Ascomycota, Dothideomycetes, Dothideales, Saccotheciaceae.